CACAUGUGAGUUUGUGCUCAUGUUGCCAAGCAGGGCCUAUUUUUAGUGCAGGAAUGUACACAGAGGCCUCGUGGCAAGAGAUCAUAACAACAAGCAACAUGUGGCGCGCUCCUACAAAGAGAGACGGCCCCCUUUGGAUCAUAGAGUCACACAGCAGCAACACCAGAGAAAAGAGGGAGGAAGUGCAAGAAAAUGUCAAGGAUUCAUUUUUUCUGCUGAGUGCUUGUGGCCAACACGUUGCGAGACCCUCCAGAAAGCAUAUAGAGACGGAAAAAGAAUGGACCGAUCAGCAUUGGACGUGUUCCACUACAAAGACAAAGAGCAGUCAUCCAACCUUCUCCUGCAGCUCAACAGCCUGAGACAGGAUAAGCUUCUGACAGACGUCCUACUCUGCUCCGAAAACAUUGAGUUCCCUUGCCACCGCAAUGUCCUGGUGUCCAGCAGCCCUUACUUCAGGGCAAUGUUCUGCAACAACUUUGUGGAAAGGCAGCAGCACCGGAUCAACCUCAAGGGUCUCACGUCUGCUGUCCUGAGCGGAAUCAUCGACUACGUCUACACCGGGCUGGCCUGUAUCAGCAUUGAUAACGUGCUGCCUAUCAUGCAGGCAGCCUCCAUGCUGCAGUACGGCCGGCUUUUUGAGGCCUGCUCCAGUUUUUUACAACAGCAGCUGAGCCCUGAGAACUGCUUGAGCAUGGUAAGGCUUUCCGAUAUCUUGAACUGCAACACUUUGAGACACAAGGCAAAGGAGAUGGCCGUGAAGAGUUUCUCCGACGUGUCUGUUUUGGAGGAUCUGCGCGAGCUGUCUUUACCAGAGCUUAUGGGCUACCUGGAAGAUGACAGCCUUUGUGCGGAGGAGGAGCAGGUCUUUGAGACUCUUGUAGCUUGGAUCCACUAUGAUCCUUUAUCCAGACGUGGCGCCAUCAGUGACCUUUUCAAGAAAGUGCGUCUCCGCUACAUCCACCCCACCUACUUGUUCCAAUUCAUUGCCAAUGACCCUCUGAUUCAGUCCUCUACCCUCUGUGUUGAAAUCAUCGAUUCGGUGCGACGCCUCAUGUUCUCUGUCAGCACAAAAUACGUGGGUGACUUUGCGGGUGACUUGAAGCCUGUUUGGGUUGCACCGAGGCGCUGCACCUACCGUGACACUCUUGUUGUGGUGGGAGGGAGGAAAAACAACGAGCAGACCUCAAGGGACACUAUAGUAUUUGAUGAGAAGAGCCACAAGUGGCAGUGUUUGUCCAAGCUGCCUGUCCGACUGUACAAAGCUUCCUACGUGGCUCUGCACAGUGUGGUGUAUGUUAUCGGAGGCCUGAUCACCAACACAAAACACAGCCAAGUCAGCAAAACUGUCUAUACCCUAUCUCUCAAAACCAACCAGUGGCGGGUGGCCGAGCCCAUGCUGGAGCCACGUUUCGCCCACCAGAGUGUCUCCUAUCUCCACUUCAUCUUCGUCCUGGGGGGACUCGGGUCUGAUAGACGGCUGGCCGACAGCGUGGAAAGAUAUAACAGCAUGUUCAACCAAUGGGAGUCAAUGGCCCCCAUGCCCGAAGUUGUUCUGCACCCUGCAGUGGCCGCCACCAACCAGAGGAUCUACAUGUUUGGUGGGGAAGACGCCAAGCACAACCCGGUCCGAAUCAUUCAGGUGUAUCACAUUGCCAGGAACAUGUGGUGUAAGAUGGAGAACAGAACAGUAAAGAACGUGUCAGCUCCUGCUGUUGUGAUGGAUGAAAACAUCUAUGUUAUUGGAGGAUACACCAGGAGAAUGAUUGCGUACGAUAGCAAGGCCAACCGCUUCAUCAAGUGUGCCAGCCUGAAGGAGAGGAGGAUGCACCAUUCUGCUACGGUUCUCAACAACAAACUUUACAUCACUGGAGGGCGCUACAUCAAUGGCCACGAUGUUAUUGAGGACUCAGACAAUUUUGAGUGUUACGACCCAAAGACAGACACUUGGACAUCCGAGGGGACUCUACCAUACAAACUCUUCGACCACGGCUCUCUUACUGUGACGUGUGUCUCACAGACAUUGGAUCACUCAUAGUAACAGCUAUUUGAAUGUCAACAGUUGAUUUAAUGUAGAAAUGAACUAAUAUUAGGGUGUGUGUGUGUUUUCCAUUUCAAUUUUGAGCGCCUAUCCCAGCUGAACUGGACUGGUCACUUUUUAACUCAUAUAAAACACAUUUUGAAACAAACAUUCACACUCAAUUCACCCUUCUUGACAAUUAUUCCAAUGGGAGAAAACUAGUAUACCUAAAGUACAGUGGGGCAAACAAGUAUUUAGUCAGCCACCCAUUUUGCAAGUUCUCCCACUUAAAAAGAUGACAGAGGGCUGUAAUUUUCAUCAUAAGUACACUUCAACUGUGAGAGACAGAUUAUGAAAAAAAUCCAGGAAUUCACAUUGUAGGAAUUUUAAAUAAUUUAUUUGUAAAUUAUGGUGGAAAAUAAGUAUUUGGUCAACCAUUCAAAGCUCUCACAGAUGGAAGGAGGUCUUGGCUCAAUAUCUCACGAUACAGUACAUGGCCCCAUUCAUUCAAUCGUCCUGUCCCCUCGUUGUGUUUGGAGGAAGAAGAAUACUGAGUUGCAUCCCAAGAACAUCAUGCCUACUGUAAAGCAUGGGGGUGGAAACAUCAUGCUUUAGGGCUGUUUUCCUGCUAAGGGGACAGGACGAUUGAUCCGUGUUAAGGAAAGAAUGAAUGGAGCCAUGUAUCAUGAGAUUUUGAGCCAAAACCUCCGUCCAUCAGUGAGAGCUUUCAAUGGUUGACCAAAUACUUAUUUUCCACCAUAAUUUACAAAUGAAAUUAUAAAAUUCCUACAAUGUGAAUUCCUGGAUUUCUUUUUUCACAUUCUGUCAUCAUUUUAAGUGGGAGAACUUGCACAAUCGGUGGCUGACUAAAUACUUUUUUGCCCUACUGUAAGUGGCGGCUCUGAUAUCAACUCGCUCUGGGCGAAACUAGUCUUUUGAUACCCCCUAGAGAAUGCCACUCUGAGUAAUAAAUGCCCAUUUGGACUAAUGCAAGACUUUCACUUUCAAGACACACACACACACACACAAUGAAAACAAACGCCCCAGUUUGAGAAACUAUCAUUUUGUUUUGAAGCAUCAUUUUUUAACUAUCUUCACAUGUACGCAACGUUAAUGUAUACAAUCAUAUUUUGUUAUAUGUAAGAGAUGAUAAACAUGUAAAAUAUUUUUAAGGUUGUACACAUUUGUUUUUACUGUAUCCCAGUCUGAUUUGACAAAGACUACGUUUUCACCCUCAAGAAGUAGGGAUGUAACAAUAUGAAAAUGUCAUAUUCCGGUUAUCGUGACCAAAAUGAUCCAUCCAUUUUCUACCGCUUGUCCCUUUUCGGGUCGCGGGGGGUUGCUGGAGCCUAUCUUACCUGCAUUCGGGCGGAAGGCGGGUAAUGAUCAGUUAUCAUUAUUAUCGCAGUAUUGUUGAAUGUGCUCAGAAAGUACUUAUACACACACUGAAAUCUUUUAACCAAGUUAUUUUUUUAACCAUUAUAAAACCCACUAUUUUGUGUUUCUUAUGCUUCGCUGAUACUGUUUUAGUCUUAGUAUUUUAUCUGUUUUAAUUUCUAAAUGUUAAAUAUUUUAAAUAUUGGUUUGUACUGUAGCACUUUAAUAUUUAUUUAAAUAAAAAGUGAGCAACAAAAGGAAAUAUAUUGUUAUUAUUCCUGCUCAGCAAUUUUUGAAUGCCCCUGUAAAAACACCUCCAUCUCGUAUUCCUCAGAAUAUAGCACAAUCACUCUUACACUCGAUCAUUGUUCUAAGAGAGCACAGUUUGCAGGUUCAACAUGCACGAAUGAGUAGCUUUGUUUCUCAGAUAGCAAUUUGUUUACAUAAGUUUAGAUUGGGGUGUAUUGUUUAUUAAUUGGGAAAUACAUGUUUUUCUCUUGUUCUUAUGUUAGCAAGCUGGUGCCAGUCAGACCAUGAGUUUAUAAAAGUGCAGCUAUCAAUCUUUUCACUAUUUGUUUUAUUUUGAGUAGUAAAAUUUAAUAGUUCUUGUUAUAUUGCUUGAUAAAAUGAUUUUACUUGUACACUAUAUGUAGCAAAAUUGGCCCUAGUGUGUGAAUGUGAGUGUGAAUGUUGUCUGUCUAUCUGUGUUGGCCCUGCGAUGAGGUGGCGACUUGUCCAGGGUGUACCCCGCCAACCGCCCGAUUGUAGCUGAGAUAGGCACCAGCGCCCCCCACGACCCCAAAGGGAAUAAGCGGUAGAAAAUGGAUGGAUUGAUGGACUAUAUGUAGCAGGUUGGACCUUUUCGUACAGAUGUUUUUUGUUUUUUUUACUUUUACUUUAAUAAUAAAAAGGAUGAAAACUAUAUCUUUAUGUAUGCAAC
Molecule: messenger RNA, 4334 nt
Organism: Nerophis ophidion (straightnose pipefish)
Lineage: Eukaryota; Metazoa; Chordata; Actinopteri; Syngnathiformes; Syngnathidae
Product: kelch-like protein 38
Exons: 5
Coding region: 278-2035 (585 amino acids)
Molecular function (GO): protein binding
Source: RefSeq, a predicted model, not a curated record